UUACGAGUCGUUCGCGAAGGGACGUGUGCGUUCAGUCUCUAGGUAGCCUCCGCCCGUAACGCGUCGUUCCUUCUGUUUCCUUAGUCUAGUAUUUAACGCUUUAAUUUAUCGUCUCGCGAUUUCCUUCUUCCAUAAUCUCGCCUCUUCUUAAUCUUUUCCUUUUUCUUCAUCCUUCGUGCUCUAGCUGUCUCUCUCUCUCACUCUCUCUCUUUCUCUUUUUUCUUUCUAUCUAUCUAUCUAUCUAUUGAUCUAUCUAUCUAUCUCUCUCUUUUUCCUCUUUUUGAACUAAUCGACGCGAAGAAAAUUAUACGCAUACACGCGCGCACAUAUAAAUACAUACAUAUACAACGUGUACGUCGAAAGAAUACUCGGACAUCAUAUAUAUAUAUAUAUACAUAUAUAUACACACACACCAAAUACGCACGUACGCAUAUAUACAAAGAAAGAGAGAGAGAGAGAGACGUACGUAUAAGUAGACACGCGUUAACACAAAGCUCGCACGCGAGUUCUUUCUCUUCACACGUCCUCGUUCCUCCUUCACCUCUUCUCCUCUUUCCUCCUGGAAUAGAGGAAGAGACGAAUGAGCGCGAUACGACGUCGGUUUUCAUCUUCUUCUUCGUCGUCGUCGUCGUCGUCAUCGUCGUCGUUGCCGUCGUCGCCGUCGUCGUGGUGAAAUUAAACGUGUGUGUUACUAACGCGUAUCUCUCUCCCUCGGAAAAGCGAGAGGAAGAGAAAAAGAGAGAGUAUCAUUUCGAGGGAAAGGCGAAACAUAAAUGCCGAUUUACGUGCGCCCGCGUCGUUGUACUUUUCUUUCAUUGAUUUCCCCUUCCGUUCCGGGCGGUGGUGCGAGAGCGUGAUAAGAGAAGAAGGAGUAGAAGAAGAAGAAGAAAUAGUAGAAGAAGUAAUAGAGGAAAAAGAAGACUCGCGCUGCAUUCGAAAAUAUAAAGACAAGAAGAGGAUCCGAGGAAAAAAGAACGUAGAUCGUUCGUGGCCUGUCGCGUUUCAAAGUUUUCUUUGAAACCAGAUUAAAGAAAAAGAAAAAAAGAAAGAGAGAAAAAGAGAGAGACAUACAUAGUCUCUCGAGUGAGAAGAGAAAAUAAAAAGAAAUACAAAUAAUAUUAAUAAUACUAAAAAAAAAAAAAAAAAAAAAAAAAAAAAUAAAUAAAUAAAUAAAAAGAAAAAAGAGAAAUAAAGAGCGAAGAAAAGGAAAGAUUUUCUUUCUUUCCUUCUCGGUACUUGAUUUCACGUGCGAUAUCGGGUAAUAAUAAGAAAGGAAAAAGAAAGAAAAGAAAAAAAAAUAAAGAAAGAAAUUGGAGAACGGAAGGAAAGAAGGAAGGACAGGAGUCGAGAGAGAGAGAAAGAGAGAGAGAGAGAGAGAUACAUAGACAGAGAUAGAGAUAGAGAAAAAGAAAAAAGACAGAAACGAGAAACGAACGAACGAAGGGAAAGAAAAAAAAAAUUGGACUUGUGAUAAAGCGAACAUAGAGACGCAUUAAUAUACAAAGGGAUAAGGGAUAGCCUGGAUUAUUUUUUGGGGAAGUGAGAGUGAGAGAGGUGAACGAAGGACGACAGAUUUCGUACGUAGUUAGUGACGACCCCUCAGAGGAGUGCAAUGAUGGCGAACGGAAUGGACACUGUCGUACAACAAAAUGGAGGAUCCACUCUCGGACAGACAUCGCAGGAGGAGUCGAAGACGAAUCUCAUCGUAAAUUAUUUGCCUCAGAGUAUGACGCAGGAUGAAAUCCGUUCUCUCUUCUCCAGUAUAGGCGAGGUCGAAAGCUGCAAGCUUAUCCGCGACAAACUUACCGGUCAAAGUUUAGGAUAUGGCUUUGUCAACUAUCACCGGCCUGAAGAUGCUGAGAAGGCCAUAAACACUCUCAAUGGUCUUCGUCUGCAGAAUAAAACUAUCAAGGUAUCGUACGCGAGACCGAGCAGCGAAGCAAUCAAAGGUGCGAACCUUUAUGUGAGCGGCUUGCCGAAGAACAUGACGCAGCAGGAUUUGGAGAACCUUUUCAAUCCUUACGGAAGGAUCAUUACUUCUCGGAUACUCUGCGACAACAUCACCGUACGACAGUUUGUGCUCGGCGGCGGAGACAAUUUGCCCGGCUUGUCGAAAGGGGUCGGUUUUAUAAGGUUCGACCAACGUGUCGAGGCCGAAAGGGCGAUUCAAGAACUGAACGGAAGCGUUCCGAAGGGCUCGAGUGAGCCGAUCACCGUCAAGUUUGCCAACAAUCCAAGCAACAACAAGGCGAUACCGCCGUUGGCCUAUCUGGCACCCCAGGCGACACGUCGCUUUGGCGGCCCGAUCCACCAUCCAACUGGCCGCUUCAGGUACAUUCCACUGUCGCCACUAUCCAGUCCAUCCUGAUCUGGCGAGAGUAAGAAAACGAACUAGAGAAUUUAGAAGGAGAGUUAGAGGACGAGUUUUUAGAAAGAUUCUCGUGAUUGUGUUUUUUUGUCUCUCUCUCUCUUUCUCACUCUCUCUUUCUCUCUCUCUCUCUCUCUCUCUCUCUCUCUUUUUUUCUCUCUGUUUCUUUCUCUCUCUUUCUCUCUUUCUUUUUCUCUCGCUCGUCGUUGUUUACGUCGGAAGGAGGAGGAUUGUUCGAGUUAGCGAAGGAAUUAACGGUUUCCUUUCUUGAGAUUUGACGAGACGAUGCCGCGAACGAGAGCGAACAAGAACUCAUCAAGUCGAGCAUAUUUUUCUCUUUAUUAUUAUUAUUAUUAUUAUUAUUAUUAUUAUUAUUAUUAUUAUUAUUAUUAUUAUUAUAUUAUUACUAUUAUCUUUUUAUUCUUUGCUAUUUUUCUUUUUCUUUAUUGUUGUUUACAUUUCCAUCUAUACAAUAAAGUAUUUUGCAGUAAA
Messenger RNA from Vespa mandarinia (Asian giant hornet), 2860 nucleotides. RefSeq names its product ELAV-like protein 1. NCBI's taxonomy places the organism in Eukaryota, Metazoa, Arthropoda, Insecta, Hymenoptera, Vespidae. Gene Ontology annotation, cellular component: ribonucleoprotein complex. Gene Ontology annotation, molecular function: RNA binding. The record is from RefSeq and is a predicted model, not a curated record.